AUGUUGGUCAAAGUGGUCGCCUUGCUCGCGUUUGCCGGCGUCGUCGUCGCUCAGGACCAGCCCGUGUGCUCUGUCAACCAACUCUUCAAUGGCCAGAUCUGCACCUGUGCACCAGGGUUCGUCUUUCAUGCGAGCUCACAUGCUCUUCUUGCAAAAACGUCAUUGUGUUUGUCAGUUUUCAGUUAUUUUUCGUCGGCCAAUGAUGAGUCGAAAAGUCGCUGUGAGGACGAAUGCGAAGAGGUCUGUUUCUUUUUUUCAUAUCUCUAUCAACUAAAUUUUUUCAAAUUUGGAAAUUUUAAAAUUUUUCACUAGGAGUUUAUUAUUUCAGGAGAACUUCAUUUGGUGGUUGAAAGGAUCAAUUCUGAAGUAUUUAGUAUUUUUCAUGGUCUCUCUUUCCUUUUUUUAAAUGUAGAUACAUUACUUGUGCAAUCGUGGAUCCUUAAGUUUUCAAGUUAAAUCAAGAAAAUGAAUUUAUUUUUGAAGUCAAUCAUAAGUAUGCAGGUUUAUUUCUCGUUCUUCACCUAUGGCAAAUGUGUCGGCGACAUUUUCGGCAAGGUUCCCAAGGACCAGCAGCCGGCCUGCAACUUGCGCUGCGGAGUGAGUUGCCACCAAAAUCUCGUUGUAUUUGUUUUUAUUUCAGCUCCGCUUCCGGCUCUGGACCUCGAUAGCCAUUUUCGCCGUUUUUGCCGCCGCCGCCACGACUUUGCUUCUGCUGCUGCCCAUGUGCAUUUCUUCCUGCGCCGCAUGUCUUCACGCUAAAAAGGUCAGUCUCCACCGGAGCAUUUUUUCUUUCCUCUGAACCAUAGUUUGAUAGCCUGUCACUCAAAUGCGCUCUAUUCGAUCUUGAAAACACCAAGAGAACAGUGGGGAAGGGGUAGGUGAGAACGGAAGAAGUCGAUAGAUUGUCAUCUUUGGCGGCGAUUGAUUUCGGGGGGCUGACCUCAAGUCGCCAAGAAUGCAACAAGGCGUGGGGCCAUAUCCAUAUCGCCAAGAUUCGCGAGAAAAUUCUCAAAUCUAGGUUAUCACCGAGAGAGAAAGACAAAAUGUUACUUCUUUUCCCAAUCAGGUACUUCUAUCUUUUCUUUUUCUCUUCUCUCUUUCUCUCUCUCUGGCGCCAGAUUGAUACAAUGUGCAACCACCGCAAUACACCAAAACCAGGCGUAAAAGGGAAAGUUUUGAGUAAAAAUGCGCCGGCAGGUUGUUUUGUGGAAUAUCUGACAAUAGAGGCGCAUUGGCCUCGUCAAAAAAAAAAAAGCAAAAGAAUAGGAUUUAGAAGAAGCUCCUCAAAAAGGUUUCGAAAUGAAUAUUUGCAAAUUUUUACAUAGUUUGUAUAAGAUGGAUAUUAAUUCGGAUUCUUGGAAAUUUUGAUGCCGUGUUCAAAGUAAUGUUGGCGAUUUCAAAAUUAGCGCGUUAUUCGUUAAAACUGAUUUUGGGAAAUAGGCAGAAUUCGUAUUCCGGGAAGGCGAAGAAAAAAUGAGUCCCACAACGAUAAUAUCGCUAGAUAUGUAUUUUACUGUAACUUCUACGCGCGAACUCAUAAUUUUGGAAUUCUUCGAACAUUUUCUACGAAAAUUCCAAUCUAGCGCGUAAAACUCACCGUAAAAAUGCAUAUCUAGCGAACGAACUCAAACUUUUGAAUUAUUUGGGCAUUUCUACGAAAAUUACGAAUUCUCGCUUAAAGCUGAUUUACGGCUUGCUCGAGCCAUCGAAGAAAGGGUCCUGACACGAUAAUAAAAGAGAUAUUGCCUGGUUGGGGGAGAGCGCAGACAUGCCACGCCCCAAGUUAGCCGUGAAUCGGCUAUAAAACUCGCGAGUCAGCUAACAGGACUGAAAAAUUUUCAAAAAAGAAGAAAUUACAAACCUAAACCUGAAACUUUAUAGGCGAACAAGAACGCGAAGAGAGUAGCUCUGGAGGCGCAGUCGCAGCCGAGCAAAGAUCAGCAAGUGGCGACUAUGGGAUACAAUCCGUACGCUUACUGGCCAUACUACGGUCGAGCAUAA
Molecule: messenger RNA, 2001 nt
Organism: Caenorhabditis auriculariae
Lineage: Eukaryota; Metazoa; Nematoda; Chromadorea; Rhabditida; Rhabditidae
Source: the annotation of a GenBank genome assembly